CCCUGUUUGUCUUGCUGAGGGACAGGACAUCACAUUGUGAGCAGCGAGCGCAGGAGAGCAGAGUGCAGGUCAAGUGCUGCUUCACCUGCGAGGAGUGUGAGGGGGGAGGAGGUGUCAGCUGCCAGUCUCGGGCUCCUCACUCUGAUGCAGUUGACCGUGGGCGAGAAUGAGGCACGGGGGACUAGAGCCGGUGAGGACGGUCCAGCCGACGGCGGUGAGAAACAGGGCUCCCAUGGGCCGGACGGCGAGGAAGGGGCCUGGAAGGGUUGGCGAAAAUGCUGGCUGCCUGAUGAGGUAAAGGGUCUGGUGGUGGCUCUGUUCGGGGGUGGCCUGCCAGCUGGGUUUGUGGCACCCUUCACCAAGAUCGCUUACGAGGCGUCGCACGUCCCCUCCCUGGAGAUCCUGUUGUUCCGGUGCAUCCUCCACCUGGCCCUGUUCUUCUACAUCAAAGCGAGGGGAGGGUCACUGUUUGGCCCUCGUGAGGCGUGGAGGUCCACUUUCAUCCACGCCGUCAUCAACAUUGUGUCUAUCGCCUGCGCCUACAGCUCCUUCAUGGUCAUCCCAGCUGGGAAUGCGGCCACUGUUCGAAAGGGCACGUCCACUGUCUGCUCUGCCCUCAUGGCCCUGGUCAUUGACAGCUACCAACUGAGCAUCUACGAUUGGAUUGGCCUCUCGGGCAGCCUGGUGGGCCUGGCCCUCAUCGUGGUGCCCGACCUGAUGAGGCUGGACAGGACCUCUCGCCUCUCCGACGUCUUCGGCUACAUCCUGGCGAUGCUGGGGGGCUUGGCGCUGGCCAUGGCCCUCAUGAUCUUCCGAACCCUCACCCACCCGUCCAAGCUGAUGACCGCCACUUUCAGCUUUGGGGUGGUGGGCAGCCUGGUGUGUGGCCCGCUCAUGUUGCUCCUCCAGAAGCCCAUCGUGCCCGUCGACCCGCUCACCUGGUGCUGCGUGACAGGCAUCACUGUGCUGGCCCUAGUCUCCUUCUUCUGCGCCAACUAUGCAGUGACCAAGACCCACCCUGCUCUGGUGUGCGCCUUCCUGCACUCGGAAGUGGUGGUCACUAUGACCAUUCAGCACUUUGUCCUCCACGAACCGGUCACCCGUUUCGGACUGAGCGGGGCCACCGUGAUUAUCUGCAGCAUCAUCGUUAUCACUGCCCAGAGCAUGACCCAGAACCCGAAGGAGUCAAAGUGAGAAAUAAAUAAAUAACAUUAAACAUUACUAUUUUCUAA
This is a messenger RNA of Rhincodon typus (whale shark), 1232 nucleotides long. Its product is annotated as solute carrier family 35 member G3-like. Gene Ontology annotation, cellular component: membrane. The transcript has 2 exons. The record is from RefSeq and is a predicted model, not a curated record. Bases 145 to 1194 code for a protein of 349 amino acids. Lineage: Eukaryota; Metazoa; Chordata; Chondrichthyes; Orectolobiformes; Rhincodontidae.